This is a messenger RNA of Arabis nemorensis, 744 nucleotides long. The record is from the annotation of a GenBank genome assembly. NCBI's taxonomy places the organism in Eukaryota, Viridiplantae, Streptophyta, Magnoliopsida, Brassicales, Brassicaceae.
AUGGCGUCCAGUGAUAAAGUUCCGGCGGCGUGUCCGGCAAGCAACAGAGAAGGUAAGGAGCCAAUGGGAGAUCCGACAAAGACAACCACGGCAGUGCUAGAGAAAGGAUCGGCUAUGAUGCAAUCUUGGAAACCUAUCAAGCAAAUGACUCUCAAUAUGUGUUCAUUCGCUUGCUAUAGCCAUGAUCCUGAACGUCAAAUCGAAGUUCAUAUGUAUGGCCACCGUGUAAACCAAGACUUUCUCCAAUGCGCCGUUUACGAUUCCAAUUCCUCUAAGGCUCAUCUCAUUGGGAUCGAAUAUAUAGUGUCGGAGAAGUUAUUUGAAAGUCUCUCAGAAGAGGAACAAAAACUUUGGCACUCGCAUGAUUAUGAGAUCCAAACGGCUCUUCUAGUAACUCCAAGGGUCCCUGAGCUCGUUGCAAAGCCAGAACUUAAGAAUCUUGCCAAAUCUUAUGGAAAAUUUUGGUGUACAUGGCAGCUCGAUCGCGGGGAUAGAUUACCACUAGGUGUACCGUCGUUAAUGAUGUCGCCACAAGAUGUGAAUAUGGGAAGGAUCAACCCGGAGAUGGUGAUGAAGAGAGAUGGAGAACUUGGAAUCUCGACUCCUUCCUUGAAGCAAUCGAGAGAAGGAAUUUGUGGACCGGAGAAGAAGAAUCUGAUUGCUGAUAAUUGGGUUCGGUUUAGGAAAGGAUUUGCACUUGAUGUCGUCGAGACAGAAAUGAAGAGAACUGCUCCCUUCCCUUGA